Aphidius gifuensis is the source of this 2734-nucleotide messenger RNA. RefSeq lists its product as uncharacterized. Lineage: Eukaryota; Metazoa; Arthropoda; Insecta; Hymenoptera; Braconidae. The coding region runs from base 26 to 2734 and encodes 902 amino acids. Gene Ontology annotation, molecular function: cysteine-type endopeptidase activity. Gene Ontology annotation, cellular component: lysosome. The record is from RefSeq and is a predicted model, not a curated record. The transcript has 10 exons.
UUUUUAUUUUCCAUUUUUCAGCAAAAUGUUUAGGAAUAAUUUUGCUGGUGGAACAACAAUUGCUGCAUUGUUUAUAAUUAUAAUAGCAAUUCAAGUUCAAGCAAAAAAUAUAUAUCCUUAUGCUACUUGUCAAAAAUUUGCCCAUGAUUAUGGGAUUUGUUGUGAGGGCAAAAAUGAUACUUGUUUUAUGAACAUAAAUGAAAAACAAAAAUGUUAUUGUGAUGAACAUUGUAUCAGCUCUGCUCGUAAUUCAUACAAAAAUGAUUGUUGUCCAGACUAUGAAGAAAAUUGUAAAAAAAAUGAGUUUGCAAUAUGUUUUUUCACUGGAGCUUUUUCUAAAAAUAGAAAAAUAAUUACACAAUCUGGCAAAGAAUGUGAAUGUCGUACUGUAAACGAUGAACCAAGAAUCUUUUGUUCAAAAAUUAAAUAUUUAUCAUAUGGUGAAAUUUUAAAAACAAAGCAAUCAUCCUGGUCACCACGAUUGUACUCAACAUUUGAAGAUAAAAAAUUAAAUGAUGUAGUAAAAUAUUUAGGUACAAAAAAUCCUAAAGAAUGGCUAUCAUCUGUGCCAAGGCCAAGGUACAUUGCAGAUUACAUUGAUCAUCCACCAAAAAAAUUUGAUCCAAGAUCUGAUAAGACAAGAAAUGUAUCACCAAUCAAAGAUCAAGGAGCAUGUGGUACAUCAUGGGCUGUAUCAGUUGCUGAUGUUAUUUCAGAUAGAUUAUCACUUGAAAUUGGUGAUAAAAAAAAUGUCAGUGCUCAACAAUUUAUUGACUGUGUUGAUCAAGAAAAACAAUGUGCUCCAGGAAAUCCAGCUGAUGCUUGGAAUUAUUCAAAAGAAAAUAAAUUAAUAAGUGAAGAAUUUUAUCCCUCAACUGGUAUCAAAGGCAAGUGCCAAAAGUUUGAUAUAAAAUGUGAGGAUGAAAAAUGUCAUUUGAAUAAAUUAUACACUGUUAAUGCUGUUGUUCAUUUCUUCAAUAAUUAUAUUGAUAUUAUGAAUGAAGUUUAUCGAAUGGGACCAGUUCAAGCAACAAUGAGAGUUUAUGAAGAUUUCUUUUUUUAUGGCUCUGGAAUAUACAAGUGUCCAGAGAUAAAAAAUAAAAGACAAAAACCAGUUGGAUAUCAUUCGGUGAGAAUAAUUGGUUGGUCUGAGACAGAUGACAAGGAGCAAUAUUGGAUUGUUGCUAAUUCUUGGGGAACCACGUGGGGUGAUGCUGGUUAUUUUAAAAUUGCCAAAGGGGCAAACGAGUGUGACAUUGAGGCAAAUAUUCUUGUUGCAAGUGUAUGGAAAAUUCAAACAUACAAAAUGGAAUCACCAGAAGACAAUGAAGUUGAAAAUGAAAUUUCAAGUUCUGAAAUAAACUAUUUAGAUGAUACUCAAGAUGCAGAGUAUGAAAUAAUGUCUGCGAAAUUUUGUUCUGGAAGUCUAACAAUCUUUGGAUUGUUUUUGAUUGUUACAACAACUCAAGGUGUACAAUUUGAUUCUGAACUUUCUUGUCAGAAAUUUAGUAAAAAUGGAGUUUGUUGUCCAGGAAAAGAUGAUGAUUGUGUUGUUUAUUCUUCAAGUCGUAAAUGUUACUGUGAUGAAUAUUGUGUAACUAAAAAUUAUCUAAAUAAAACUAGUUGUUGUUCUGACUAUGAACAAUAUUGUAAAUCACCUGUGAAUCAUGAAAUUUUUACACCUGAAUUGACAGUCCAAAAGGAACUACCAAAAAACGAUACAGUAAAUAUUGAAAAAAAUCAAACAAACAAAACAAGUAUGAGCAUUAACUUUGAAGAUGAUGAUGAUGAACCUCAUAUAAUUGUAACAAAAAGUACAAAUGCUUCUAAAGUUAGUAGCCAAAAUUAUAAACCAGUAACUACAGUUUUUCAUCAGCCAAAAGAAUUAAAUGAAUUAAUUAAAAGUGGUCUAAGACAUAGCCCACCAUAUUUAUCAUUUAUGAAGCGUGAACUCCAUGAAAUUAUUCCAAAUUUACCAAGUUAUUACGUAACACCAAUCAAGUAUUCACCACGAGUAAAAAAUACAUGGGCUGGUGAAUCAUGGGCAAUUACAGCAUCUGAAGUUUUAUCAAAUCGUUUUUCAAUUAAAUUAAAUAAACCAAUUGCUAUCAGUUCUCAACAAAUUAUUUCUUGCUCCAAAUCAAAAGAGCUAGAAGAUGUUUGGACCUUCAUCCAACAAAACAAUAUGGUCAAUGAAAGUUGUUAUCCAUUGACUGGUGACAACAACAAAUGCCAAAUUAAUUUCAAUGAAGAUAAUGAUGUUCAAUGCCAAAAUUCAGAUGUUUACCAACCAACAACAUUGUACAAAGCUGGAGAAAUGUAUCGUGUGACAAAUGCAAGUGAUAUAAUGAACAAUGAAGCUAAUAUUAUGACAGAAAUUUUAAAACAUGGAUCUGUUCAAGCAACAAUGCAAGUUUAUUCAGAUUUUAUAAAUUAUAAAUAUGGAAUUUAUAAGCCAUCACCAGGUGCUGAAUUUCUUGGAUAUACUUCAGUAAGAAUCAACGGCUGGAGAGAAGAAUCAAACGGAAAAUUCUGGGUAAAUAAUUUUAAAAUAAAUCUCCAAGUUUUUCAGUCAAUAAUUUUAUGUUUAAUUAAUUUUAGAUUGCUGCUAAUUCUUGGGGCACCAGCUGGGGAGAAAAUGGAUAUUUUAAAAUUGCCAAAGGAAUUAAUGCAUGUGCCAUUGAAUAUUACGUUGUUGGUGUUAAAGUUUAAUGUAAAUUUCAUUUAUAAAUAA